AACACUUGUUGUGGGUAAACUGGUCAAUUCCGUAAGCGACCGGCCGUGACAGCAUUCUAAUCUUUUUCUCCUUCGUAUAGAACCUAAGAGUUGAAUUUACACACAUUCUUCGCUCUGCUUUCUUCAGUCGUGUGAGAUCGUGUAUUGAGAGGAGGUGGACUAGGGUUUAAAGGGGUUGGAGAUAUCCUCGCGUCUGAACGUGUGAACGGAGAACCUAAAAAUCUUGAUUUCCCCUCUAUUUCGCUUCAGUAGAGUUUAAUUUCAGUUUUUUUGCUUGUAAUAUGUCUACUUCGAUCGAUCAGUGCGGCAGUGUUUGCUGAAAAUUCGCGGAAUAAGCAGCGUUUGACAUCUAUGAAGCAGAAUUAAAUGAUCGAGUGGUGAACUCCUGCUGCAGUUACUGAUUUAAGUGGGACGUGUGAUUGAUGGGAACAUCUUCUGGUGCCGAAUUCCAGCACCAGCCUCCUUCAAAAAUGCUACCUCCACGUCGGCAACCACAAUCUGGAGGGUUACGGACAUCCCUAUCUCUAGUGUCAUUGGACACCUGUGGAUCCCCUGAUCUUCAAGAACCCGGUUCAAAUUCAGAGCAGGUCCGGGAGUCCCCAUCAGAGAGCGCUAGUUCACGUGAAACCUGGCCUGCCUCUAAUACUAUCAUGGGGAAAAAGCUGGAGAAAGAGAAAGAAGGAGAGAAUGAUUGCCCUGGGCAGUCAGUCAUUUGCCGUGUCUCUAGUUCAGACAAGAUGUCUCUUCGUGAUAUUGUUAGAGAAAGAGUUGAGACCAUCUCUAAUAAAAUGCUUCUUUUGCCUGAUGAGCUUCUAGAGGAGCUUAAGAGCGAGCUUCGUGGUAUCCUUGAGGGAAAUGGGGGUUCUCAGCACAGGGAGGAGUUUUUGUUUCUGCAAAAGCUUGUCCAGAGUAGGACUGAUUUGACGACAAAGACUCUAAUCAGAGCACAUCGAGUACAGCUGGAAAUCCUUGUUGCGAUAAACACAGGAAUUCAGGCAUUUCUGCAUCCAAACAUCAGUCUGUCACAGACUUCUCUCAUUGAGGUUUUCGCGUACAAGAGAUGCAGAAACAUUGCAUGUCAAAGUCAGCUUCCUGCAGAUGCUUGUACCUGUGAAAUAUGCACAAAUAGAAAUGGUUUCUGCAAUCUUUGCAUGUGUGUUAUUUGCAACAAGUUUGAUUUUGAGGUGAACACAUGUCGUUGGAUUGGUUGCGAUUUGUGUUCUCAUUGGACUCACACAGAUUGUGCAAUUCGUGAUGGGCAAAUUGGUAUGGGCCCUUAUGUUAAUAGUGGUACAGACCUUGCUGAGAUGCUUUUCAAAUGCCAAGCUUGCAAUAGGACAUCUGAGCUGUUGGGGUGGGUCAAAGAUAUUUUCCAACAUUGUGCGCCAGGCUGGGAUCGUGAAGCUUUGAUGAGGGAACUUGAUUAUGUUAGUAGGAUUUUCCGGGGAAGUGAGGAUCACAAAGGAAGGAAGCUUUUCAGGAAGUGUGAAGAUCUCAGAGAGAAAAUGAAAGGUGGAGUUCUAGAGUCAACAACCUCCAAAGUAAUGUUGCUAUUUUUUCAAGAACUUGAGGUUGACCCAACAAAGAAUCCUGAAUCUGAGGGGGGACGUCAGGUAGCUCCACAAGAUGCAUGUAACCGAAUUGCGGAAGUGGUUCAGGAAACCAUAAGAAAGAUGGAAAUUGUGGCAGAGGAGAAGUUUCGGAUGUUCAAAAAGGCCCGUCUGGCUCUUGAGGCAUGUGAUCGGGAACUUGAGGAUAAGACUGGGGAAGUGGCGGAGCUAAAGAUGGAGAGGCAGCAUAAGAAGCAGCAGAUUGAUGAGCUGGAAAGUAUAGUGAGGCUGAAGCAGGCUGAGGCUGAUAUGUUUCAGCUUAAGGCCAGUGAGGCAAGGCGAGAGGCAGAGAGACUUCAAAGGAUUGCCCUGGCAAAAUCGGAGAAGGCAGAGGAGUACGCUAGCAGGUAUCUGAAACAACGUUUGCAUGAGGCCGAGGCUGAAAAGAAAUAUCUGUUUGAAAAGAUGAAGCUUCAGGAGAGUUCUCGGGCAUCACAGAGUAAUGGUGGAAGUAGUGACCCUUCACAGAUGUUGAUGCUUUGCAAGUUCCAGGACCUGCUUAAGAAUGUGUACAACGUGCCAUCAACGACAGAAGGCCAACCAAUUGACCACCACUCUCUUGGUGCAGUUCCUUGAGCAACACUAUUACUUUGUGUAAGAGUUUAACUUUGUAUUAUUAAUGUUAUAGUCUGCUUGUUUGCACAGUGUGACAUAGAAUACUCCUUUUCUUUAUGGGCCUGUGAACCCAUUUCACUGACAUCUGUUCCCAAAACAAAAAUGGAUAUACAUCUACUUGUACUGUUUAUAUGCC
This is a messenger RNA of Telopea speciosissima, 2361 nucleotides long. RefSeq names its product OBERON-like protein. The transcript has 3 exons. Lineage: Eukaryota; Viridiplantae; Streptophyta; Magnoliopsida; Proteales; Proteaceae. The coding region runs from base 423 to 2186 and encodes 587 amino acids. The record is from RefSeq and is a predicted model, not a curated record. Gene Ontology annotation, cellular component: nucleus.